AUGUCUAGAUAUCGCCCAUCGCCUAGUGAGUUUUUUGAUGGCCAGUUUUUCGACCCACGUGUUGGUUUCUUCGAUCAACCCAGGCUCGAGCGUGAGAGAAUGCGUGAUCGUGAAUUGCGUAGCCGUCCUUAUCACCAGCAUCCUAAUUAUCAAGUAAGAGACCGCUCACCCGUCGAUUUUCCCCGUUUCUCUCCCCGUUGGGACGACUACAAUCGUGAUGCUCCGAGACCAGAAGGAUUUGGUUUUGUGGCCCCUUACGACGACCGUUUCGUACGAGACGAUCAGCCCAGUAGUAGCCGGCGUGGCAGCGGGAAAGGGUACAGAUGCGGUGAGACGGGUUUCUAUUUUUAUUGCGAUGACGGUUUCUGCUACGAUGAGGCGGGUUAUAGCUAUCAGUUUGAACAAGAUGGUUAUUAUUACGACACGGAGACUGGCUAUCGUCAUGACUCAGGCGGAUUUCUCUGCGAUGAGAAUGGCGUUCGUUUAAAUCGCGCAGAACUCGAAUCGUACGAACAAAGUGUUAGAUUCGCUCACCCUAUCGCAUCGGUUAUCGGACCGAUCCCACCUCGUACAGAAGAUGUUCCAAUUGACAUCGACAUCGAGGAUCAAGAAGAACAAGACGAUUCUCGGAGAGGUAGGAGGCCGUGGCUCCCAAGAAGAUCUAGUAGUCCAAAAAAAAGAGCAGGAGGGGCGGCAGCAGCACCUCGUCCGGCGGCGUACACACCGAAUGCGACAGCGGCCAAUUCGAGUGAGACAACGGUCGAACCCAGUGCGACAGAGGCCGCAUCGAGUGCGACAACGGCCGUAUCAAGUGCGACAGCAGCCGCAUCGAGUGCGACAGCGGCCGUAUCAAGUGCGACAGCAGCCGCAUCGAGUGCGACAGCAGCCACAACCGUCACGAACGUAAUUCAUGAGCUGGUGGACCUAGUCCCCGGGUCUAUAGGGGUCCAAGCCGUCACAGCACCAUUGGAAGGGUUAAGCCUGCCCGGUAGUUCAGGUUCGCAGCCACUUUCAGUUCCCAAGUCCAUUUCCGAUGAGAUUUUGCUUUUUAUGACGAGCGGGAUUUCCACCGACAGUUCAAAAGCAAUUUCGAAAGAAUUUUGCCUUGAUUACGUAGACGCAGACUUUUCUUUAAAACCUCCCAAGCUAGACGGAUGGAUUUCGCGCCGCGUUCUUUUGAAAUCCGACAAGAAUUUGAUUAAAUCGAUUAAUGCGAAAGAGGAGACUUUGAUUAAAGCCCAGCUUAAGAUUAUGGAUAUCGGGCAGCCACUUGUGGACCUGUACACCCGUCUGAGUUCCUUGCCGGAUAAUGAAACGAUCAAGCGCCCAGUGCAGGCGGCUCUCCAGCAAUGGGGGCGCGCCUAUUUUUCCAUAACUAGAGAGCGUCGAAGUGCGGUGAUUGCGCUCGCCGAGCCGUCGGCCGAUUAUUUGUUGAAAGAGCCCGACGCGUUCGACACCGGUAAAGGAGCGGCCUUCCUUUUUACCGACAAAUUCUUGCAAGUAAUGCUGAACAACGCCAACCAGGAUAACACCCUGGCCCAAGCAUCAAAAGCGGCUGCAGCGGCAGCCGCCGCCAAUGCAACGAGGCGUCCGGCUACUAGGCGGGUGCGUGCAGAGCCACCUAGUAGUUCGUCCCAUCCACCGCCACGUUACGAGUCAGAUGUGAUCGUCCGAGGCGGAAGAGGAGGGCGGAGUAGAAGAGCCGGCCACGGCCGUGGUCAACGCUCGGUCACUUGGUUUCCAGGGUCUCGAAGGUACGUUACGUCAAAGGCCAAUUCUCUGACCCCAUGUAAAAUAUUCCCAAGUCCCGACUCCAAACCUUUCUCUCAACCAGAGGGCCCGAGAGCUACGGUUGUUGAUAAAGAUGGCUCAAUAACGGUUGCGUCAAGACUUAAAAAAUUCGCGGACAGAUGGGCUUUAGUCACAAGCGAUCGUUGGGUUCUUAAAACGAUUAGAGAGGGGCUGUCUAUUGAAUUUGAGAAUUUACCGGUUCAAAAAUCCUGGCCCCCACAGAUAGUCAUGUCGAAAGAGAUGGCCGAAGUGUGCGACAAGGAGGUUAAAGAUUUACUAGCUAAGCGUGCGAUAGCGGAGGUCACGGACGACUCCGCUGGAUUUGUUUGCUCGUUCUUUUGUAUAAAGAAAAAGCAGGCAGGUCAAUUCAGGCCCAUAGUUAAUCUAAAACCGCUGAAUAAAUUCAUUCGGUACCAGCAUUUCAAGAUGGAAAAUCUUGAGUCGGUACGUUUUCUAGUCAGGAAAGGGGAUUGGUUGGCCAAGGUCGACCUUAAAGAUGCCUACUUCACUGUAGGAGUGAAGAAGGAGCACCGAAAAUACUUGCGUUUUCGCUGGGGGAAGCGCGUUUUUGAAUUUAACUGUAUGGCUUUUGGCCUCGCUCCCGCUCCUAGGGUCUUUACUAAAAUCCUUAAGACAGUCAUGGCUUUUUUGCGUCGAAAGGGCAUCCGACUGGUCAUCUACCUGGACGACAUUCUGGUAUUGAACGAGUCCAAAGAGGGACUGGUAGCCGAUGUUAAUACUGUUCUCGAAUUGCUCCAGUCGCUAGGCUUUUUAAUUAAUUGGGAAAAGUCGAUUAUCGCCCCAACUCAGGUGAUCGAGUAUUUGGGCUUGAUCGUCGACUCGAAUGAUCCAUCCUUUUCUCUCCCGUGUGCCAAAGCGGCAGCGGUUAGGAAAAUGUGCGAGACGGCUCUAUCCGAAGGCAAAGUUUCAUUGCGGACGAUAGCCUCAAUUCAAGGAAACUUUGCUUGGGCGAUCCCAGCAAUCCCUUUUGCACAGGCACACUAUCGCAGCCUCCAACGAUUCUAUAUUUCAAAUGCGCAGCGAGUGGACUUUAAUCUGGAAGCCAAAGUUCGUUUGUCGCCAAGCGCCGCGCUCGACCUCGAAUGGUGGGUGGCCAAUAUCGAAAAGGCGAACGGGAAAAUGUUUUUUCCGCGUGAACCGGACCUCGAAAUCUUCUCAGAUGCGUCGCUAACAGGAUGGGGGGCGGUGUGUAAUGGCGUUACGACGCGGGGCCCCUGGACCGUGCAAGAUAUGAACAAACAUAUCAACGAACUCGAGCUACUAGGCGCGUUCUUUGCAAUCCAGACUUUCUCAGCCAAGACGUCGAACAUCGCGAUUCGGAUUUUCCUCGAUAAUUCGACGGCUGUUAGCUACGUAAAUAAAUGCGGAGGAACGAAAUCAGCCGCUCUCACAAACACGGCCAAGGCCAUUUCGGCUUGGUGUGAGGAGAAGAGCAUUUCGGUCGAAGCAGUUCACCUGGCGGGUGAACUCAACGUUAUUGCGGAUCGUGAAUCAAGGGCUGAAGCUGAUACGAGCGAUUGGCGGUUAGACGCGAAAAUUUUUUCACGAAUUUCGGAAAUUUGGGAGAUGGACGUGGAUCUGUUCGCAUCGUCUUGGAACAGUCAACUACCCCGAUUUAUCGCGUGGGGACCCCAACCGGGAGCCUUCGCGGCCAACGCGUUCUCGGUUCGUUGGGAAAACAUUUACGGCUACGCGUUUCCCCCCUUUUCCGUGAUUUUUAGAUGUAUUGAAAAAAUCCGACGGGAAAAAGCGUCAAUUAUAUUAAUUUGCCCCGUAUGGACAGGCCAACCAUGGUUUCCGGUUUUGUUGGAACACGCUUGCGACAUUCCUCGGCUCCUACGACCGUCACCCGAGCUGUUAACAUCAGCACGGGGCGAACCCCAUCCGCUAAUCCAAUCCGGCGCGUUGAGUUUAGCCGCCUGGAAGCUCUCAGGAGAUCCUACAACCUGCAAGGCUUUUCGCAGCAGGCUAUCGAACUUUUCGUGGCCGGAAGCCGCAGCAACACCAAUUCCGCAUAUGAAUCAGCCUGGGGCAGUUGGUUCAAUUGGUGUGUGGAACGGAAUAUCGAUCCCCUGCGUAGCGAUCUAA
Messenger RNA from Daphnia pulicaria, 3900 nucleotides. RefSeq lists its product as uncharacterized. NCBI's taxonomy places the organism in Eukaryota, Metazoa, Arthropoda, Branchiopoda, Diplostraca, Daphniidae. Bases 1 to 3900 code for a protein of 1299 amino acids. The transcript has a single exon. The record is from RefSeq and is a predicted model, not a curated record.